AGCCCUGCACCGCGGCAGUAUCGAUACGACCGGUGGUGGUAGCGGGUCGACGUCGGUAGCGACCCAACGUGAUGCGAAGGACCAAAUUGGAGUCCCGCUGGUUGGGUCUGUAGGUAGUCGCAGGCAACGUCGGAGGUGAGAAAUCAUGGAAGAGAUCUUUCAGAACGGCAACUAUCAGAGGGAGACCAACGCUAACAUGACCGCCAUGGAGACACGAAAAGAGGACUGCCUGCUCGACCAUAUGGAGAUCUCAAUAGUGGAGGCUGAGAAGAGAGCGAAUAGAGCACUUAAUUUAAGAGAAUUCUACACAGUAUACCUCAUUGAAACUAAAGUCACUGACCCAAAUUUCAAAAACGCAUUAACUAGGAUAAGUUCGUUAUGGCGGCGAUAUACCGAGUUUGAGUUGCUCCGUGCUUAUCUGGAGAUCUCUUAUCCCUACAUCGUGUUGCCGCCGUUACCGGAAAAAAAAGUUCUUUACGCUUGGCAGAAAGUGACCACUGACACUUUCGAUCCGGACUUUGUAGAUCGCAGAAGAGCUGGACUCGAGAAUUUUCUUGUAAGAGUUGCAUCGCAUCCUAUACUUUCGCGCGACGAACAUUUUAUGGGAUUUCUUCAGCAGAAGGACGGUUGGAGAGAAAGUGUUAAAGAAACAGGGUAUUUACAAAUCGCAGAAUCGAAACUGAAAGCACUUAGUGUAGCCGUGCGACUGAGAAAACCAGAGAAACGGUUUGAAACUAUAAAAAAUUAUGGAAUCGAACUACAGAAUAACUUGUGCAAUCUCCUGCGAGUACGCGCACGGCUCGUUGAGAAACAACACAGUCUGUAUAAACUGCACGCCAAUUAUGGGCGUGUCUUCAGUGAAUGGAGUGCCAUAGAGAAAGGAAUGGGCGACGAACUGCAGAAAUCUGGACAUUACUUGGACUCAUUAGCGGCGACGAUAGACACUACUCUCGAGGAGGAAGAACUCAUAGCCGAUCAGCUGAAGGAAUGGCUGUUUGGCGCAUCGGCUUUGCAGGCUGUAGUUAGACGCAGAGAAGCUUUACAAUUAGCUAAAGAUGAAGCGCACGAUGCCUUAACUGCCACGUUUGAACAGAAAGACAAAGUCAUGCAAGGUAAGGCGGGUCUGAUGUCGCGUUUAUUUGGCUCUGUGGACACCGAGGAAGUUCGCGAGUUGAAAAUUCUUCAGCUUGAACAGCGAAUUGCUCAGCACGAUGAAACAGUGAAGCAAGUGGACGAAGAUUUAAAGUCUUUCUCUAUUAAAGCCAUGAUGGACAUCGAGAGGUUCCAACAUCAAAAAGUCAUCGAUCUAAAAGAAACUUUGGCAGCUUACUGUGUUUUGCAAUUUAAACUAGCUCGGAAGGGUCUUCAAGCUUGGCAGCACAUCAAAGGUUGUCUCGAAAGUAUACCGUGAAAGAAUUUGCGACACUUGACGAAACAGACUGUCACAGAACAAUAAUUGUCUCCACGUUUCUCAUUCGAUAUACAUUCCCGUAUCUGUAAGUUCACUCACGCUUAUCACAUUCAAUGUACAUGAUUGUUAUUAUUUAAAAUGUCAGAAUAUAAGGGAUAUUAUAUAUGUACAUGUAAUUCAUGUUGAAUAUAUAUAUUAUAUAUAUAUUAUAUAUAUAUACAUAAAUAUGUCGGAACACAUUAUUUAAAUAUUUAUAUGUAUUUAGUACACCGCCUACGUGCAAAAGAUUGUACUUAAUCGCGUAUAUCAAAUUACAAUACGCGAAUCAUAUAACUUAUAAAAUUUACUAUAUGUAAAUGACGAUAUAUGUAAUUAUUAUGAUGUAAUUUUUAUACACUGCCCUUCUAUCAUGUUCGAGGAAUAGGUACUUCAAUUCCACUUCGACAAUUAAAUCUGAUCUAAUUACUUUCAUGCAGAAUUAAACUUGUUUUCAAUUAAAUAUUUGUUAUAAUAUCCGUUAUUGGAAAGCAAUAUGCGAGAAAUUAAUUAAGGUAUUAUUAUUUAUAUAUUAUUUGUUACAUAUAUUUCUCUAUCUCCAUAUUUUCAGUAUUAUUGUUACAAAAAAUAUUGGCAUUUAAGAUGCGAAUUUGUUUUCGUUAGUUUAUAAGUUUCUUAAUAGAUCAUGUAUUAACACUUGAGAUUUAUAGAGUCGUUACUAAUUUUAUUAUAUUUCAAUCGCCUGAAUCUCAAAUAUGUUUCUCAAAAAUUAUGCAUAAUAAUCCUAUGCAGGGAUAUUUGUUAAAAGAUUUCUUCCCAUUACAUUUAAGUAAAGAAAAAUGUACAAUUUC
This is a messenger RNA of Solenopsis invicta (red fire ant), 2259 nucleotides long. RefSeq names its product sorting nexin-4. The record is from RefSeq and is a predicted model, not a curated record. Gene Ontology annotation, molecular function: phosphatidylinositol binding. Bases 146 to 1411 code for a protein of 421 amino acids. The transcript is spliced from 10 exons. Gene Ontology annotation, biological process: protein transport. Lineage: Eukaryota; Metazoa; Arthropoda; Insecta; Hymenoptera; Formicidae.